UCUUCCCCCACCCGCAGGUGGUGCUGCCUUGGACCAGGCUUUGGGGAGGGUUUGAGACGCUUCGGACCCCUUUGUGGCCAUGGCCACCCUGAGCACCAAGCCCAGCCAGCGCUUCCGGCUGUCCGACUGGAACACCAACAGUUACCUGCUGUCCACCAACGCCGAGCGGCAGCGGGAUGCUUCGCACCAGAUCCGCCAGGAGGCCCGGGUCCUCCGCAAUGAUACCAACAACCAGACCCUUUGGGAUGAGCAUGACAACCGGACUCGGCUGGCAGAGAGGAUCGACACGGUCAACCGCUGGAAGGAGUUGCUGGACAAGUGUCUGACGGACUUAGACGCCGAGAUCGCUGCCCUGGCGAAGAUGAAGGAAUCAGCAGAGCAAAACCUGCAGGCCAAGAACCUCCCGCUGGAUGUGGCCAUUGAGUGUCUGACCCUGCGGGAGAGCCGGCGAGACAUCGACGUGGUGAUGGACCCAGUGGACGAUGAGCUGCGCAAAGAGGUGGAGGUCAUUGAGGCCACCAAGAAGGCCCUGCAGCACAAGAUUGGCCAGGCCUUUGAGCAGCUCUGCCUCCUGCAGGAAGUCCGACAGCAGCUCGGCUCCGACCAUCGGGGCAAGAUGGAGACGCUGGAGAUCGACAGGGGCUGUCUCUCUCUCAACCUCAAUUCUCCAAACAUCUCUCUGAAGAUCAACCCAACCCGUGUCCCUAAGGACUCCACCACACUGCAGGAGUGGGAUGAGUUCAGCCAGUUCAACAAGGACCGAGCGGAGGCUGAGAUGAAGGCAGCCACAGAGCUGAGGGAGGCCAUCGUCUUAACGAUUGCUGAGACCAACAAUGAACUCGAAGCCCAGAGGGUAGCAACAGAAUUCACCUUCAGGAAGCGGCUGCGCGAGAUGGAGAGAGUGUACAGUGAACUCAGAUGGCAGGAGAAGAAUACCCUGGAGGAGAUCACUGAGCUGCAGGCGGACAUCCGGCACUUGGAGGAGGAUCUGCGCAGGAAGCUGCUGAACCUCAAGCUGGCCCACACCCGGCUGGAGGCCAGAACCUACCGGCCCAACGUGGAGCUCUGCCGGGACCAGGCCCAGUAUGGCCUCACAGACGAGGUUCACCAAUUGGAGGCGACCAUCGCCGCCCUGAAGCAGAAGCUGGCACAGGCACAGGAUGCUCUGGAUGCCCUAUUCAAGCACCUGGCCCGGCUGCAGGCUGACAUCACUUGCAAGGCCAACUCUAUGCUGCUGGACACCAAGUGCCUGGACACGCGACGCAAGCUGACUGUGCCGGCCGAGAAGUUUGUGCCCGAGGUGGACACCUUCACCCGGACCACAAACCGCACUCUAAGUCCGCUUAAAAGAUGCCAGCUGGAGCUGGCCUAG
Messenger RNA from Ochotona curzoniae (black-lipped pika), 1372 nucleotides. It is a transcript of the gene TEKT2, whose product is annotated as tektin 2. Gene Ontology annotation, biological process: cilium assembly; cilium movement involved in cell motility. The transcript has 9 exons. NCBI's taxonomy places the organism in Eukaryota, Metazoa, Chordata, Mammalia, Lagomorpha, Ochotonidae. The coding region runs from base 80 to 1372 and encodes 430 amino acids. The record is from RefSeq and is a predicted model, not a curated record. Gene Ontology annotation, cellular component: nucleus; microtubule cytoskeleton.